Pichia membranifaciens NRRL Y-2026 is the source of this 1800-nucleotide messenger RNA. RefSeq lists its product as hypothetical. Bases 5 to 1657 code for a protein of 550 amino acids. Lineage: Eukaryota; Fungi; Ascomycota; Pichiomycetes; Pichiales; Pichiaceae. The transcript has a single exon. The record is from RefSeq and is a predicted model, not a curated record.
GGGGAUGCGUUUUGAGGAAUACUCUCCGGCUCGCAGAUUCCGAAUGGAAGGGUACGAAAGACAGAAUAACUUCAACAGGCCGAAAGCUAGUCUAGUCAACAAUGGAAAUACAGCUGUAAAUAAGGUACUGUUGGAAAACAAUUUGAUUAGUAACAAGGAUUAUGAUUUAUUUCCUUCUCCUUUCACCAAAGAAAUGUUUUUAGAGUACUAUGCUCUGGGUAAACAAAAUCUAUCGACAAUAGAAUUUCCACCUUCCCUAGAGGGCACGACUUUCUUAAAAGCUCCAGAAUCAUAUUAUGAGAUACGUAGAUUGAACACAGUAGAAAAGUUUAUGAACCUUCCGCAUUGGGAACAUUCGAAUAGGUUCAAUGUGUUACUUAAGAAGAUGAUGUCAAUGUUUAAUUGUAAGGGUGCAGCAUUGAGCUUAAUCGAUUCUAGAAUGCAAAUUAUCAAAUUCCAGCAUGGAUUAGGUUUUGACCAAUGUUCAAGACAAGUUUCUCUUGACUCGCAUGCGAUUCUAUCACCUGGAUAUUUCCUACUCUUGGAUGCUUCUAAAGAUUGGAGAUUCAAAACUAAUCCAAUUGUAAAAAGCCUGCCAAAUAUUAAGUUUUAUCUUGGAGUGCCAUUGAUAGCAUCAAACAAACAGGUAAUCGGAGUAUUAUCAAUAUUUGAUUCUUUUGCUAGAUGCAAUAAUGAUGAAUCCACUGUAAAGAUCAUGAAGAAGAUGAGCAGUGAAAUAAUGGAGUAUUUGGAGACCCCUAUCAAAAAGAGAAAUCAUGAUCACAGAGAUGGCACCAGCAGGAUGUUGCAGUCUACAUGUUUACCAACCGGAAGUAAUUCUAGGAGUGGUGAUCAAAACAGCAAUAAUAGCAAAUUGUUGGAAAUAUAUGGAAGAGCAACUAGUAAUAAUAAAAGGAACGAGGAGAUUAUCUUUGAGAAAGAUGGUAGUGGAACUUCCUACAAAUACCAUUCGAGCCUUAAAUUUAGUAAGUACAGCUGUCCAUAUGAUGAUUUGAUUGAUUUGAAUGUUUGGAAAAAGCUCUCGAGAUGUGACAAUUUGAGAAAAGCAUCAAAUUUGUUGUGUGAACUUUUGAUGAACAAACUAAGCUUGGACUGUAUCUACAUUUGUAACGUGAAGGUGACAAAAAAUUGUUGGAUAAAUAAGCAGUUUUAUCCUCUGAAUGAGAGAGAAAUAGAAGUGGAAAACUAUAAAUUUGAGGAUAAGAUUGAAUGGGCUGAUGAAGAAAAUGAAUAUGAGAAUGAAGUCAUGAAUGAUUUUGGGAACAUGAAGAUGAAAGUCAUUGGUAUGGCGGCUAGAGAGACUAGAGUAGAAAACAUGCUUGAUAGCGACAAUGCAUAUGAAUUCCAUAGUAAAGUUAUCAGAUCUGUCAAUGGACUAAAUUAUCAAAGUGCAGAUAGUAGGGUAAUUUUCCACUCGGGGUACAGUUUGCCGUUUUAUAGACAUCCGAACAAGUUGGUUAGGAAGAGCAGAAUGAAAGCGCUUCAAUCGGACAGAAACGAGAUUGUUGAGCUAUUUUUCAAAAGUAAUGGUUAUUUGAUUACAUGCUUUGAUAGCAACGGGAGAGAUAUUAGUGAGUCUGAGAUCGGAUACGUGUAUGGAUGUGCAUCCAUCUUGCGUCGGAUCUUUUUCUACUAGACGUCCGGGUAUAAUUGGUCAUAUAAAGAAUAAAUAAAACAUCUACAAAUACACACAGAAAGUGGUAGGAGGGUAGAAGAAAAGAAAUACAGUAACAAAUACAUAUACAUAUACACAUACACUUAAUAUAUAUUACAAAUCCA